CCCUCCCCGUUCAGACUUUUGCCGCUCGUCGACCCUUUGAAAAAUUGAAGAUCCACAAACAAACACACACUCUGCACACUCCAUUACUCUACUCUGCACACCCAUUUGAUUCGACCGUUUCUUCCAUCCGUAACAACUUCCUCCAAUCAUUCGAUCUUUCUAGAUAUCCAGAGAGAGAGAGAGAGAGAGAGAGAGAUGGAGUCCGACGUCCCACUCAUCGAAAUCGCAGGAGAAGACGACUCGCUGCUUCAAUUGACCCACGGUGACGCCGUUUCAAGCAGCAGCACCAGCAAAAUCUCCAAAGACGACGCCUUUUUCUUCUGCUCGCCUCUCCAAACCCGCAGAUCCAAGCCACUCGAAGGUGUGGUGGUGAGUGAGAAUUCCAAAAAGCCGAGUUCUACGCUUUGUAGAGAGAGUGCGAAUGCGAAUAAAGAGAAUACGGGUGCAAAUAAAUUAGAAGAGCAAAAACUCAGCCUCCUGCCGCAGCAAAUGAAGAGGAAGAAGAGGGGGGUGGAUACAAUUUGCGCAAAAGCCUUGCUUGGGAUCGAGCCUUCUUUACCGAUGAAGGUGUACUAAAUUCCGAGGAACUAUCCAUGAUUAGCGGGAAUGCAAAUUCUAAUGGGUUGUUGUCAGUUAUUGAGGAAGACACAAAUAGCAUUACUGAUUCAGCAGAUCUACAUGUUAUUGAAGAAAAUUUAUUCAAGGUUUUGCCAGAAAGUCCUUCAAGUAAGAAGGAUAGGACUGUUGCCGGCAGUCCAUUACCAAAGCAUGACUCAUCAGCUAAAGAUAAAGUAGCACCAGGUUCCGCGGCCAAGCGGAAGGUGCUUUCAGCCCGGGAUAUUAAUAGAAGUGGCUCAAAACGCAGUGGUUGCCCUCGACCUGUGGCCUCUUCUUCA
Pyrus x bretschneideri (Chinese white pear) is the source of this 896-nucleotide messenger RNA. RefSeq lists its product as uncharacterized. The transcript has 4 exons. Bases 196 to 576 code for a protein of 126 amino acids. Gene Ontology annotation, molecular function: microtubule binding. NCBI's taxonomy places the organism in Eukaryota, Viridiplantae, Streptophyta, Magnoliopsida, Rosales, Rosaceae. The record is from RefSeq and is a predicted model, not a curated record.